UGGGGUCUGGACCCGUGGACCGAGCAUCGAUAUAAGCAAGAAAACAAGUAGCCAUGCUGCUCAAGCUAUUUCGUAAUUCCGCAAAUAAUAUACCGUUUUAUAUAGGCGGCAUUUCACUUCGAUGGAACAUGAGCAAGAGAUCGUUCUCGACGGAUCGAAGUACGAUGCCAGAGGAACAAAAGGUCAACGUCGAUGGAGUGAACAUCAAUUGUCUGCGAGUUGGAACCGGUGAACAUCCGGUGCUACUCUUACCGGGAGCAGCAGGUUCGAUAUGGACGGAUUUCAAACCACAGAUAGAAGGUCUGUCGAGAGAAAAAUUUACCGUGGUCGCUUGGGACCCGCCGGGCUAUGGAAAGUCGAGGCCGCCCGAUAGGACGUUUCCCGAUGACUUUUUCCAGCGCGACGCGGACUGGGCUUGCAAUCUGAUGAAGACUCUCGGCCACAGCAAAUUUUCAUUGAUAGGAUGGAGCGACGGCGCUAUCACUUCUCUCAUGAUAGCUGCGAUGUUUCCCGGCAACAUUCGAAAGAUGAUAGCCGUCGCCGGGAACGCCUAUAUAACGCCUGAGGAAGUCGAUAUCUACAAAAAAUUUCGGGACAUCGAUUCCUGGUCCGAGAAAAUGCGUGCGCCGAUGAUCGCCAUCUACGGGGAGGAGUAUUUUCGCAAGAUAUGGACCGGCUGGGUAGAUUCUGUCCUAAGGAUCUACGAGAAGCAGAACGGCAACUUGUGCAAAGAGAUGGUGCCGAAGAUCAAAUGUCCCACUUUGAUCGUCCAAGGAGCCAAAGAUGCCAUGGUACUCCCUGAACAUCCGACUUACUUGAAGGACAGUAUAGUUGGAGCAAAAUUGAAGAUCUUCGAGAAGGGGGCACACAACUUGCACCUACGGUAUCCGGAAGAAUUCAACGAUCUCGCUACCAAGUUCCUCAUCGAAUCAAGAAAACAAGUAGCCAUGCUGCUCAAGCUAUUUCGUAAUUCCGCAAAUAAUAUACCGUUUUAUAUAGGCGGCAUUUCACUUCGAUGGAACAUGAGCAAGAGAUCGUUCUCGACGGAUCGAAGUACGAUGCCAGAGGAACAAAAGGUCAACGUCGAUGGAGUGAACAUCAAUUGUCUGCGAGUUGGAACCGGUGAACAUCCGGUGCUACUCUUACCGGGAGCAGCAGGUUCGAUAUGGACGGAUUUCAAACCACAGAUAGAAGGUCUGUCGAGAGAAAAAUUUACCGUGGUCGCUUGGGACCCGCCGGGCUAUGGAAAGUCGAGGCCGCCCGAUAGGACGUUUCCCGAUGACUUUUUCCAGCGCGACGCGGACUGGGCUUGCAAUCUGAUGAAGACUCUCGGCCACAGCAAAUUUUCAUUGAUAGGAUGGAGCGACGGCGCUAUCACUUCUCUCAUGAUAGCUGCGAUGUUUCCCGGCAACAUUCGAAAGAUGAUAGCCGUCGUCGGGAACGCCUAUAUAACGCCUGAGGAAGUCGAUAUCUACAAAAAAUUUCGGGACAUCGAUUCCUGGUCCGAGAAAAUGCGUGCGCCGAUGAUCGCCAUCUACGGGGAGGAGUAUUUUCGCAAGAUAUGGACCGGCUGGGUAGAUUCUGUCCUAAGGAUCUACGAGAAGCAGAACGGCAACUUGUGCAAAGAGAUGGUGCCGAAGAUCAAAUGUCCCACUUUGAUCGUCCAAGGAGCCAAAGAUGCCAUGGUACUCCCUGAACAUCCGACUUACUUGAAGGACAGUAUAGUUGGAGCAAAAUUGAAGAUCUUCGAGAAGGGGGCACACAACUUGCACCUACGGUAUCCGGAAGAAUUCAACGAUCUCGCUACCAAGUUCCUCAUCGAAUAAUCCAUGUAUACUUAAUCCAUUGUCUCUACCGUUUUGUUAAAUUUUUAUACACCCACGUGAAACGUAAUGUAAAAUAAAAGUGUCUCGAUACACGAUGAACGAA
Molecule: messenger RNA, 1929 nt
Organism: Ceratina calcarata
Lineage: Eukaryota; Metazoa; Arthropoda; Insecta; Hymenoptera; Apidae
Exons: 10
Coding region: 54-1826 (590 amino acids)
Molecular function (GO): serine hydrolase activity
Source: RefSeq, a predicted model, not a curated record